This is a messenger RNA of Bactrocera latifrons, 3236 nucleotides long. RefSeq names its product proton-coupled amino acid transporter-like protein CG1139. The transcript has 6 exons. Gene Ontology annotation, biological process: amino acid transmembrane transport. Bases 699 to 2282 code for a protein of 527 amino acids. Gene Ontology annotation, cellular component: vacuolar membrane. The record is from RefSeq and is a predicted model, not a curated record. Gene Ontology annotation, molecular function: amino acid transmembrane transporter activity. NCBI's taxonomy places the organism in Eukaryota, Metazoa, Arthropoda, Insecta, Diptera, Tephritidae.
AACAGUCGAGGACAGAUUUUCCGGAAAGACGGUACUAGCAUUGGUGGCCGCGCGCACCACAAAACGAGGCGAAAGAAAACAAUCCAAAAUAUAUAUAUAUAAAUAUUCCGCCCACCGCGCGAUUUUCUCUAAGUGAAUUAAUGCAUAAAUGCAAUUUGUAAAAUCUCAGUCAGCGCCACAAAAUUGCACUUGAAAAAUUUGCGCGAAAAUAUAAUAAAAUACGACAUAUGUAAUAAUAAAAUUUGGCGACACUGACUGUUUAUUGUUCGCAUGCCAAUUCUUGUUCAGUCACUUGCAGACACUGGACGCACAGCAUCGCAUUGCACAGUGUUGACUAGUUUUCACAAUUUCGCCUACAAUUCGCGUUUUUUCUUUUCCGCGCGCGUUUAUGUCGCACAGUUUUACGCGCUCAGCGUCGGUGACCAACGUAAACAUUCAAACUGAGCUCGUCCAAGCCACCGAUAACGCGGCGCGCACAGCACGAGCUGCAAACGUUCACGAUAGCAGGAGGCGGCAGCGGCGACGGCGAUGACGUCGGCAGCAUUGCUGGCAGCAGCAGCUACGACAUUGCGUUGCGCAGGCAUAGCGGCACGCGGGGUUCUUUUGGUGCGGGUGGUGUGCGCGACGGUGGUGCUGUAAAGGCGCGUAUACAUGAGACGCGUUUAUCGCCGGCAGCGCUGAGCAGACGCGAAUUGAAGAUGGCCAUGCGUAAUGGUGUGGGUGGUGGUGGUCGCAAAGGGAGUACCGGUGGACCGCCGCCAGCGCCUUCAUCGGGACUGGGCACAGCCAGUAUGCUGCGUAAAAUCCCGACAGUAUCGGCGAGCUAUGACAACGAGACGCACACCGGUUCGAGGAGUAGCGCGAUCAACUCGAGUCAACCAAAAUUCAUACGUCCGGAUAUGGUUGAUGUGCCGGCACAACAGGCCGCCGGAUCCACGUUGCCAUUGGUGUUGACCCGUAAAAAAGGCGAUGAGGAGGAUGUCAAUUAUAAUCCGUUCGAGCACCGGAAAGUCGAUCACCCGACCUCCGAUAUGGAGACCUUCGUGCAUCUGCUGAAGGGCUCACUCGGCUCCGGUAUACUUGCCAUGCCGAUGGCCUUCAUGAACGCUGGUCUGUGGUUGGGCUUAAUCGCUACCUUUGCGGUGGGCACACUUUGCACCUACUGUGUGCAUAUACUGGUCAAAUGCGCACACAUCCUCUGCCGGCGGCGUAAAAUACCGAUGAUGGGUUUCGCCGAUGUGGCCGAACAAGCCUUCCUCGACGGACCGCCCGGUUUGAAUCGCUGGUCUCGUUUCAUCCGUUUCAUGGUAAAUGUCUUCCUUGUCAUCGAUUUGAUUGGCUGCUGUUGCAUUUAUCUGGUGUUCGUCGGCACAAAUGUCAAGGCGGUGCUGGAUGAAUAUAUGGACGAACCAUUGAAUAUACGCGUAUGGAUUGUAAUUGUUACCUGUCCAUUGUUGGUUAUGUGCCUGGUGCGCAAUCUGAAGUAUCUCACACCCUUCUCGAUGAUCGCCAAUAUUUUGAUGUUUGUCGGCAUUGUGAUUACAUUCUACUAUGUAUUCGAUGAUUUGCCUGCACCAUCGGAACGCGAGGGCAUUGUGAAUGUCGUGCAGUGGCCACUCUUCUUCGGCACUGUCAUUUUCGCAUUGGAAGGUAUUGGUGUAGUUAUGUCGUUGGAGAACGACAUGAAGAACCCUGCACAUUUCAUUGGCUGUCCGUCGGUGUUGAACUUCGGUAUGGGUGUGGUGAUUUCGCUGUACACUUUGGUCGGAUUCUUUGGUUACUUGAAGUAUGGUUCGAAGACCCAAGGCAGCAUUACGUUGAAUUUGCCGGCAGAAGACAAAUUGGCUCAGUCUGUCAAGCUUAUGAUUGCCAUUGCGAUCUUCUUCACAUUUACGCUGCAGUUCUAUGUGCCGGUGAGCAUCAUUUGGAAGGGCAUUUCGCACAAGAUCUCCGAGGAGCGCAAAAAUAUUAGCGAAUACGCACUGCGUAUUGCUUUGGUGAUCCUUUGUGGCGCCAUUGCCGUUGCGUUACCCAAUUUGGGUCCCUUCAUCUCACUGAUCGGUGCUGUGUGCCUGAGUACGCUCGGCAUGAUCAUACCAUCGGUCAUCGAAUUGGCUGUGUAUCAUGAGGAUCCCGGCUACGGUCGCUUCAAGUGGCGUCUAUGGAAGGAUAUCGGACUGAUUAUCUUCGGCAUAGUGGGCUUUGUAACCGGUUUAUACGUAAGCAUACUCGAGUUCCAUGCCGAAUUCAGUGGUGGCCACAUAGGUGAAAAUGCCUCAUAAUUGAAGCAUUCGUGAGUGACCUGCAGUAUCACAAAGUAACAAAAACAACAAAAUAUAAGUUUAAUUAUGCAAGAUAAUAAUAAUCUAAUAUACAUACAUAUAUAUAUACACAUAUGCAUAUAGCUUUAGUGAUGUAGUUUAGUAGGAAACGUAAAACAAAAAAAAAAAUUUUUUUUAAAUACAAUAACAACAUUUAAUGCAGCUUUAUGUCGAUGCGCGCGCGUAUUUUGCAUAUCGAACAGUAAUUUUAACCCAACCAAACCAAAACAAAUGAACAGUUAACACAAUUCGUAGAACUACUUGUAAUUAGUAAGCAAACACACACACAUAUACACAUUUGUAGAGUAAUGCGUUAAUUUUAACAUUUAUAUUCACGAAUAAUGAGAAACAAAACAAAAAUCCUAAAGAAAUCACCGUUUUCCGAACAAACUACCGUUGAACUUUACAUGCGGCGUGUAUCAGCGCUGCGCUACACAGUUGAUUUAGUCAUGUAAGAUUUUUAUUUAGUUUGUAAAUGGAAAGCAAAAGCAAAAACAAAACCAAUGUAAUGUAUGUAUGUAAAGUUUUGAUUUCGUUUGUGCGCCACAAGCGUGUGGCAAGCGCAAAUGCGGCAAGCAAAGUAGUAGUAAUAAUGUAGUAUUUUUUUUGUUCCUUCGCCGGCUGCGUCCGCAUGCGUCCAGCUGGCGAACUCCAAUUGGUCUGUGAAGUUUUCUCUUUAGGAAAGAAACAAAGAUUUUAUUUUUAAUGCAAGUUUAUGCUAAUUUGUAAUGUCUAAUUUACUAAAUAUGCAAAUGAAGUAUUCACUCUUUGUGGUUUACGUGGCUGUUGACGCAGAUUGUUGAGCAAAUGGUUUGCGCAAACUUUUAGCGAAAAAGUUAAAACAUAUAUAUAUAUAGAUAUAUUUAAAUGGUUUAAUUUUAACGGUAAACAAGAUAUUUGUAAACAAAUUGUGAC